AUGUGGAAUUGGACCCAGGUUACUUUUCUCACCGCUGUCUUCCUUCAUGUUUGUAUAUUCCAGGCUGAGAUUCUUACCAGCCUCACAGUCAGCAGCCCUGCAGAUGCCGGGAAGGCUGCGCUGGUGCUCAUGGAGAGGGGCUGCCAGGUCGUGGUCAUCACCUUAGGCGCUGAGGGCUGUGUGGUGGUGUCACAGACAGAACCUGUCCCAAAGCACAUUCCCACCAACAAAGUCAAAGCUGUGGAUACCACGGGUGCUGGUGACAGUUUUGUGGGAGCUUUGGCCUUCUACCUGGCUUACUACCCAAAUCUGUCCUUGGAAGAAAUGCUCAAGAGAUCCAAUUUCAUCGCAGCAGUCAGUGUUCAGGCUGCAGGAACACAGGCAUCUUACCCAUAUAAAAAGGACCUGCUGCUCGAUCUGUUUUGAUUGCCAUUAACCCUAAACUGUAUCUGGAAAUAAAAUAUACUUGGGGGCAUGUGGCUACUCUGAGCUAGCAGCUUCCUACAAAAUUC
Molecule: messenger RNA, 512 nt
Organism: Manis javanica (Malayan pangolin)
Lineage: Eukaryota; Metazoa; Chordata; Mammalia; Pholidota; Manidae
Source: RefSeq, a predicted model, not a curated record